Molecule: messenger RNA, 384 nt
Organism: Carcharodon carcharias (great white shark)
Lineage: Eukaryota; Metazoa; Chordata; Chondrichthyes; Lamniformes; Lamnidae
Product: ubiquitin-like protein FUBI
Biological process (GO): translation
Cellular component (GO): cytosolic small ribosomal subunit; ribosome
Molecular function (GO): structural constituent of ribosome
Source: RefSeq, a predicted model, not a curated record
AUGCAGCUGUUUCUAUACGCUCAAAACACCUACACUCUUGAUGUGACUGGGGAAGAGACUGUUGGGGAAAUUAAGGCCCAUGCUGAAUCCCUGGAAUUCCUGCUAUUGAACCAAGUGAUCUUUUGGCUGGCACUCCCUGAUGCCAUCCUAAGCCAAUGUGGAUCAGUGAGCAUUGCCCUUAGAAGUAGUGCUUGAUCAUUGGGUGACAAGGUCCAUGGAUGCCUUGCUCGAGCUGGAAAAGUAAAAGGUCAGAGUCCAAAGGUUGCAAAGCCAGAGAAGAGGAAAAACAAGACUGACCAUGCAAAGAGACGCAUGCAGUACAAUCGCUGUUUCGUAAAUGUGCCAUACUUUGGCAAGGGGAAGGGACCAAAUUCCAAUUCCUAA